AUGACACCUGGAAUUACAAACGAAAAUACCGUAUCAUUAUAUCUUAAAUAUGAAAAGGAAUUUAAAGAUACUGCUAUAGAAGAUACACAAAAUACUAAAGGAUCCGGUGAAAAACCUGGACGCAUAUGUAUGAGUAUUGCAAAGGAUGAUUUUGUUACACCAUGCCAAGUGAUUGGUAGAUACAUAAUUGAAAUAAAUGAAAAGUAUAAAUCCGAUAGCUUCAAACGUUGUAAAUACUUGAAUUAUAAGAUAAAUUCAGACGAUAAGUAUAAGAAUCCUGAUUGGAUCCAGAAAUAUAAAGAAAUUUCGUCCAAAAUAGGAAAUAUAUGCAUAGACGAUAUAAAAACUAUUCCGAACGAAUCUUCAGAAAAACUUAAAAAACUAUAUAGCCAUUAUGAUAAUUUCGACAAAUUUAAUGGUAAGAACAGAGAUUCCGAUGGUCAUAUUUGUAAUAGUGUUAGAGAAUGUUAUAACAUUUAUAACGAUAAUUACAAAAAAUGCCAAAUAAACAGCAAUGACCCUUUUUGUGAGGAGUUAAUCAAUUUUAAGAAAGCAUAUGAUAAUAAAAUGGAUAAAUUAUCUCCAUGCAAAGAUUUACCAAAAACAUUACCACACAUAGAACAAGCUUCAACACAAAUAUUACCACCUAAAAAAGAAGAUUACGUAUUUGUUCCCAUUUUAACAACAUCUAUCGUAUUACUAAUGUCUUUCACUAUAUUUUUUUUAUAUAAGUUUACUCCACUGAAAUCUUGGAUAUAUAAUCGUUUACGAAAAAAAAAAAUUAUUGAACUUAACAAAUUUCGAGAAGAAUCGAGAGAAUCCUUACAAAACCUUCAUGAAGAAGUAAAUAUAAAUUAUGAAGGAAGUUCUCAUAAUAUAUCCUAUCAACCUCAAGGAGACACUUGA
Molecule: messenger RNA, 906 nt
Organism: Plasmodium malariae
Lineage: Eukaryota; Apicomplexa; Aconoidasida; Haemosporida; Plasmodiidae
Product: PIR protein
Exons: 3
Coding region: 1-906 (301 amino acids)
Source: RefSeq, a predicted model, not a curated record